AUGUCCUCACCACCACCCUACCACCAAGCCCCGGGCCCAAACCCCCUAAAAAGACCAUCCAUAUCCUCAGUCGCCUCCCAACCAAUCGGCAAAAAGGCGCGCAUGCACCCCCUGCGCCAAACCUCCUUCCCAGUCAACCUCGACGCGGAGCGCAGCUUUGGCGCGACGAGCGAUGCUGGCAGUGUGACGGGCAGUUUUACGGGAAGUCUCGGCGGAGCGAGUGCUGAUGGGGUCUUUUCUGGCGCUGCGGCGCGUGGAAAGAAACGUGGACGGAAGAGUAAAGCCGAGAAGGCGCGGGAAUUGGAGCGCGAGGAUGCGCUUAGCUCGAGGGCGGGUGAUACGCGGUUGGGCUCGAUUGAUGGUGAUGGGGCAUCGAAUGCAGAUGAUGGGGAUGAGGAUGAUGAUUAUGAUGAAGGGGAACUUUUGGGGAGGGAUGAGGGGACGACGGAUACGGAGGCUGAAAAGAAGAAUCUUGCGAUUCUUGUCGAUGCUUUUAAUUCCGCGCAGUCUGAGCGGUACGAUAUUUUCAAGCGAGCAAAGCUUAGGAAGGAGUCGCUCCGUCGUAUCGUCAAUCAUGCGCUCUCACAGUCUGUCCCGGCUAGCGUCGUGACUACAGUGAAUGGUUUUACGAAGGUCUUUGCCGGUGAAAUUGUUGAGAAAGCCCGAACAGUUCAGGAUGAAUGGGCCGACGCCCACGAUCUCGCCGCUCGUGAAGCCUUCGAGGCCCAGGAAGCCGCAGCUGAUAAGGCAGCGCAGGCCCGAGCUGAACGAGCUGAAGCCGCUGCUGCUGCACAGUCACAGUCCAAGCCAGCAACGCCUACACCCUCAGGCACACCAGUUCCUGCUGCCGGAUCUCACAGUAAUGGCAUCAAGAAAGAGCCGUCCGACACAAACCUCGCCUCAUCAUCUCCAGCUCCCGCAACCGGAACACAUGUCUCCCCCUCCCCGUCAAGAAAACCUACCAAGUCCGCAAUUUCAAGUCCUAUCCCCCCCUCGACAACGUCGUGA
This is a messenger RNA of Penicillium waksmanii, 1008 nucleotides long. RefSeq names its product transcription initiation factor TFIID subunit 11 family protein. The record is from RefSeq and is a predicted model, not a curated record. Bases 1 to 1008 code for a protein of 335 amino acids. Gene Ontology annotation, biological process: transcription initiation at RNA polymerase II promoter; RNA polymerase II preinitiation complex assembly. NCBI's taxonomy places the organism in Eukaryota, Fungi, Ascomycota, Eurotiomycetes, Eurotiales, Aspergillaceae. Gene Ontology annotation, molecular function: protein heterodimerization activity; transcription coactivator activity. Gene Ontology annotation, cellular component: nucleus; transcription factor TFIID complex. The transcript is spliced from 3 exons.